Molecule: messenger RNA, 2047 nt
Organism: Neltuma alba
Lineage: Eukaryota; Viridiplantae; Streptophyta; Magnoliopsida; Fabales; Fabaceae
Product: pentatricopeptide repeat-containing protein At1g28690, mitochondrial-like
Exons: 1
Coding region: 194-1777 (527 amino acids)
Biological process (GO): RNA modification
Molecular function (GO): RNA binding; protein binding
Source: RefSeq, a predicted model, not a curated record
GCUUGAAUUGAGGUAGGAGUUCAAAAAGAGCUUGUGCUCGGGGUCUGAUAGUUGUUUUCGGGUCAGGCUGUCUUGCUGAGUCAUAAUUCCGUUCCUUUUCCGGGUCUUGCCGGCGACCCGGAAAGGUUAGCUUCUAUUGGUUCUGCUCUCGCAAACUUGCCAACCGACGCAAGAUCAGUUGGACGGUGGGAGCAUGAAAAAUGGGAGGCCGCUUGUAGUUAUACGUUUCUUCUCAUUACUCCGCAGGAAUAUUGCUCUCAUCCCGUUCAAUCAAAUUUCAUCGCCAGCCCAAGACUUUUUGUCUCCCACUAUACUGCUGUCCAAUACUUUACAGCAUUACAUCAAUUCAGAUAAUCCUUCCGAUGGUCUAUAUAUUCAUUCCCACAUUCUGAAAACUGGGUUUGUUCCAAACAAGAAUAUUUCCAUCAAACUCUUAAUAUUGUAUUUGAAAUGUGGUUCUUUGAGAUACGCACGCCAGAUGUUUGAGGGAUUGCCCGAGAAAACUCUGUCUGCUUAUAAUUAUAUGAUUAGUGGUUAUCUUAAACAUGGACAAGUUGAAGAAUCCAUCAGUUUGGUGCGUUGGCUGUUAGUCUCAGGGGGAAAACCUGACGGUUAUACUUUUUCAAUGAUUUUAAAAGCAUCAACUUCCUCUGGCAAUGUCACUCUCGGUGAUCUUGGAAGGGUGGUACAUGCCCAAGUCCUCAAAUCUGAUGUGGAGCUGGAUGAUGUUCUGUCUACGGCUCUUGUCGACUCUUAUGCAAAGAAUGGGAGGGCUGCUUAUGCGAGGAUCGUGUUUGAUAUGAUGUUAGAAAAGAACGUGAUAUGUUCAACGUCUCUCAUUUCUGGUUACAUGAAUCAAGGUUCUGUGGAAGAUGCAGAAUAUAUAUUUCACAAAACGGUAGAGAAGGAUAUUGUAGUAUUCAAUGCAAUGAUUGAAGGAUACAGUAAAUCAUCUGAAUAUGCCAUGAAAUCUAUUGAAGUUUAUAUUGACAUGCAAAGGGUGAACUUUAGACCAAAUAUUUCUACGUUUGCUAGCAUAAUUGGUGCUUGUUCAGCGCUUGCAGCACUUGAAGUCGGUCAGCAGGUGCAAAGUCAGCUCAUAAAGACUCAACUUUUCUUUAACAUAAAAAUGGGAAGUGCUUUAAUAGAUAUGUAUUCCAAAUGCGGAAGGGUGGCUGAUGCUCGAAGAGUUUUCGACCACAUGCCUGAAAAGAAUGUUUUUUCAUGGACAUCUAUGAUUGAUGGAUAUGGGAAGAAUUGUUUUCCAAAUGAAGCACUUGAACUAUUUUGGAGGAUGCAGAAUGAACAUUGCAUUGAACCUAAUUUUGUGACAUUCCUUAGUGUCCUCUCAGCUUGUGCUCAUGCUGGGCUUGUAGAUGAGGGUUGGGAGAUCUUUUACGGUAUGGAGAAUGAAUACUCACUGAAGCCAAGUAUGGAACAUUAUGCUUGUAUGGUUGAUCUGUUAGGACGAGCAGGAAGGUUGCAUCAAGCUUGGGACUUUGUCAUGCGGAUGCCUGAGAGACCCAAUUCUGAUGUUUGGGCUGCUCUACUUAGUUCAUGCAGACUCCAUGGUGAUUUAGAGAUGGCAAAAGUAGCAGCAGAUGAACUUUUCAAGUUGAAUGCUGAUAAACGACCAGGGGCAUAUGUUGCACUAUCAAACACUUUAGCUGCUGCUGGGAAAUGGGAUGGUGUGAGUGAACUUAGGGAAAUAAUGAAAAAGAGAGGGAUUUCAAAGGAAACGGCUUUCAGUUUGGUUGGAGCAGAUAGUGUUUGUUAGUUCUCAUGGGGGAGGCAAAGAAGUACUAGAACAUAUAGAGUUCAACAAUAUGAUCUCUCUCUUGUGCUUUCAUGCUGUCAAGCGUUGUCAUGUUCUUGCAAAACAAAUGCAUCGCUUUGCUGCAUCCUUGAUCUUUCUUUUCUUUUUCCUUUUCCUUUCCUCUCUUUCUGACAAAAUUUUCUUUUUCUGUAUGAUGUAAAAAGAUGUUGCAUGAGAAAAUCAUGUAAUACUAUAUAUUGAAAAUUAGAUCAAACCUAUGAUUUUGUUUGA